Messenger RNA from Pseudopipra pipra, 1434 nucleotides. Its product is annotated as maestro heat-like repeat-containing protein family member 7. Gene Ontology annotation, cellular component: cytoplasm. The transcript has 10 exons. The record is from RefSeq and is a predicted model, not a curated record. Bases 1 to 1434 code for a protein of 477 amino acids. NCBI's taxonomy places the organism in Eukaryota, Metazoa, Chordata, Aves, Passeriformes, Pipridae.
AUGCCCGCUAAGCACGGGCACCGACCAGCUGCUGCAGAUCCUGGCAGCCCUGGCCUGUCUGUGUGGACAUUUAUGAAAUUCAUGGGCAGUCGGCGUAGAAAGGCCAGGAUCACACCAGCUGAUGUCCAGGCCCAGCCUGACACCAUCCCGACCCAGCUGACAAAUCCUGAUGUCAGCACUGCGUCGACUGCUGCCCCAGCAAAGUGUGACACCGCAACCACUGAUCACACAACCCACUGGGACACCACGUCCACCGAUGAUGUGUCACACUGUGACUCUGUGCUGCCUGGUCUCACGGAGGAGGCCGACGCCACAACGAUGGAGGGCGUGGCGAGCACUGACGCCGCGCCUGUUCAGCGCCUGGCCGAUACCCCCAGCCUGGAGUUUCUUGAGGAGAGAGCUGUCUCUGCUGAACUGGUUUGCAGAUUUAUCAGGUGCAUUUGGCAUGAAGAGGCCACUUUCAUGGUCACUGGGGACACGGCAAACUCGGACCUCUUCAAUGCCCAGACCAGCGCUGCCCUGCUGGAUUUGCUUGUGGAGAACGGUGUCUACAAAGCAAAGCAAGGAACUGUGGCACUCUGGGAGAUCAUCCAGCUGUCCCACUCCUGGUGCCCAAGUGCAUUGAAGGACAAUUUCCCACGCCUCCUUCUGACUCUGCUCUUCCAAGUUUUCAUCAGCACAGAGGAGAUGUCAGAGGAGGUCGAGACCUUCUGGAGGCGAUGCCGGGAGCAGCGCAGCCUUCCCCCCAACCCCAACAGGUUUGCAGUGCAGACUGUUAAAGCCCUGCUGUGCCAGCUGCUGGAUGAGGACGUGUUGAUGGCGAUCGGUCGCAAGAGUGGCUGGGACAUGCUCCUCAAGGCUGACAGCCACCACUAUGCAGUGGGUCUGCUGGCCAGGGAGCUGUGCCAUGUAUCCCGCUCCUUCUGCCGCAGCAUCGCCAUCAGCCUGCUCCCGCGGCUCAGCAGGGGAGAGCCCCUGUGGGAACUGCCUGCCCUGGCGUUCCUGGUGGAGGUCCUGCACUGCCUGAACCCCAGACAAUUUGGGCCCAGCGUCCUGCAGAUUAUUUCCAGGCACCUGCGCAGUCAGUGCCCGGAGAGGCGUCGCCUGGCGCUCCGAGGCCUGGUGGUGCUCAGCAAGGCUCCCUCAAUGGCUAAGAGCAUCCGGAGCCUGAAUGAAAGCCUCCUGGAGCUACUGCAGGAUGCAGACACGGACGCAGUUGAGAUGACUCUCACUGUGUUCAUCAAUGUGCUGGGCUUGAAAAUCAUCCAAAUAUCCAGCCCAAUAGCCCUGAAGUUGCUUGAGGUGCUGCGACCACUCUUUGACAACGAGCACAGCCAGCUGCAGCAGCUCUCCAUGCUCCUCUUCCAGGAGCUGAUGGAGGCGACAGAGAGGAGCAGGAGCCUAAAGCCACACGUGUACCUGAGUCUGAGGUGA